Messenger RNA from Australozyma saopauloensis, 1095 nucleotides. RefSeq lists its product as uncharacterized. The record is from RefSeq and is a predicted model, not a curated record. The transcript has a single exon. The coding region runs from base 1 to 1095 and encodes 364 amino acids. Gene Ontology annotation, molecular function: protein binding. NCBI's taxonomy places the organism in Eukaryota, Fungi, Ascomycota, Pichiomycetes, Serinales, Metschnikowiaceae.
AUGUUGACCAUAAGCAGGCGCUUGGCUCUGACGUCAGCCCGGCCUACGCUCAUCAGCAUUCUACCCAAGAAAAAAACAAUCAACCGUCUUCUUUUCGACAAUGACUCCCGUCUCGUAUAUAAAAAGGUGAUGAAUGUACUCACCAAUGUCUACGACAACCUAGAUAAACCAGAGGAAAUACGUCUACCGAAAUAUGCCACACACGCUGAUUUGAUGAUGCUUCGAUCGAUUCUCUACGAUAUCAGAAGCGUGACCAAGUCUGUGAACAGAAACUUGGUGGACUUGGAAAACGAGUUGGUGGAGCAGGCCGCAGAAUUGGGCAACAACGAUGCAAUUGCAAUGCUAGCCUUCGAGGCCAUUCAAGAAAAAUCCACGUCCAAAGACGACUAUGAACAUGCCAAUAGUCUUAUUCGUCAACUAAGUGAAGCAAAGCAUCCCUUAGUGUUCAAGUUGGCAGGAGACUUGGCGUUUAGUAAGAAUUUCCAUGAACAGGCUGCGAAGUAUUGGCAAGAAUUUCUCGAGUUGGAAAACAAUACCAUUUUGGCCAGUCACGUAUACUCCAACUUGGGUGCGUACUACUAUCACUACUUGAGCCCGCGUCCUGACCUCAAGAAAGCCAAGCUAUGUUUUGACAAAGCCAUUCAGUUUGGCGAGCUCGACUCGCAUAUCGUAAAAGCUCAUUACUAUUUGGGCCAGCUAUAUACCAUCACCGAUCCUGAGUUGUCUCGAUAUCACUUGCAGUUGAGUGCAUCUCGUGGACUCCAAGAAAGUUUCCCCUCCUUGGGCUUUCUCGAACUCAAUGUGUUCAAUAAUAUUCCCAAAGCCAUUGAAUGGUUCAAACUCGGUGUCGAGUCCAGCAGUGACUUGUCAUGUUUGAUUGGCCAGUUCGAUGCUCAUGUCAGAUCGGGCAACUCUAUAAAUGCCCUUAGCAUUCUCGCAAACUUGGAGGCUUUGCGAGCAAAACUCGAUAGGGUUUUGAAUAAGACUCCCCAAAAACUUCCUGCCAAAUACAAGGAGUUGGCCGAAACCAACUUCCUUCUCUUGAACACUUUUUUCAGCACCCGUCAGAAUGACAUUGCCAAUUUGCGGGUCUAA